AAAGGUUUGGGCCUUGUGUGAGGUUCUACGCAUGAAAUGCAGCUGUAGUUGUGUCUUCUAAGGACAAAAUGCAGGGUAUUGGAGAUUUCUUCGCUUUGUCUUUUUCAAUUAUUUCCUAUGCGCAUUUCUUUCAAGCACUGGACUUCAGACAAGAGAAGGAUUGUUCUGGCCUUAAAAUAAAAGUUUUAGACUUAUCUGGACCCAAACUUACUUGCCUCAAAGUUAAGGGGCCAAUUGGACCUUUUUCCGAAUAAGUAUUCUCGGGGUGUGUUUAAUUUCUUUAUUUUUUGCUUUACAGCUCCACAAAACCUUCAGGUCAAUAAAGAAGUGUGAAGGAAACCUCCGGAAAAUUUCAGCAGAUCUUCUUUCAAGGCAAAAAAUUGAGGUUUCCAGGUAACACCGUCGGAACUUGCACAUGAAUUCAUCUUUAGUCUUUACCCACUUAGACUCUUGUUGUCCCUGUCCUCUCUGUUUGUCUUCCUUGGAAACACUAAAACGGAAGGCUCUCUCGUAGUUGUGGUGGUGCUUCUUGUUUCAGUUUUACUUCUGCUGUGGGUAUAUCUUGGAGAGAUCUGGUUUCAUCAUUUAAGUUUUCUAGUGUUUUUUCUUUCCGGGUUUUCUAGAUCAAUGGAUGAUGUUUUUUAUUUUCCUCAUGAUCCAUCACAACCUGUGAACUUUUCUUCAUCUUCUAGCUUUACUUCAUCUUCUUAUGAACUUAAUGACUCAAUUAGUCAAAGCAUGUCCAUUUCAUCUUCUUACGCAUCAAAUCGUUUGACCAGCCAAAACAUACCCUCCUUCUCAGGCUCUGAAGCCGGGCGUAGUCAGAACACAUCCACUGCAUUUUCUUAUGCAUCAGAUCGUUUGAUCAGCCAAAACAUAUCCUGCCCCUCAGUCUCUGAGGUGAGUCCUAGUCUUGAGUUGAUUAGUUUACCUCGGCUUAGCUCCAAUUUGGAGCAGCCCUUGAUCAAUUAUAAUGCUGCUGAAAUUGUUGUUGACGGAAUCCCUGUUAGCAUUAAUGGUGGUUUUCUAGCUGAAAAUAACAGUUUUUUCCGUGAAAUUUUUAAGAAAUAUGGGAGACCAAGUUAUCUAUUGAGUGAUCUGUUACCUUUUGGAAAGGUUGGAUAUGAAGCAUUCCAGUUUUUCUUGAGUUACUUGUAUACUGGAGAACUCCAUCCUCCACCGUUGGAGGUAUCAACUUGUGUUGAUGAAGAAUGUGCUCAUGAAGCCUGCAGACCUGCAAUUGAUUUGACAGUGGAUUUGAUGUAUGCCUCAUCCAUAUUCAAUUUACCAGAGCUAGUUGUAGAUUUCCAGGGACGCCUUGUUAACUUUGUUGAUAAGGCUUAUGUGGAGGAUGUAAUCCCAAUACUUUUGGCUGCCUUCCAUUGUCAAUCAGAUGAUCUUGUAAAUCAAUGUGUAGGUAGAAUAGCAAGGUCAGAUCUUGAUAGCAUCUCAAUAGAGAAGGAGCUUCCCUAUGAGCUUUCAAAGACAAUUGAACAUAGUCGUGAAAAGCCUAUGUCUGAUGAUGAACAGGUGUCUGAGGCUGUGGAACCCGUGCAUAAAAAGGCUAUUAGGAAAAUACAACAGGCAUUAGACUGGGAUGAUAUUGAACUAGUAUAUCUUCUCUUGCAUGAAUCUAAUGUAACACUGGAUGAUGCCAAUUCUCUUCAUUAUGCUGUUGCAUACUGUGACAGCAAGUUUGUAUGGGAGUUGCUUCACCUUGGUUAUGCUGAUGUCAACCAUAGAAAUUCACAAGGCUACACACCUCUUCACAUUGCAGCAAUGCGAAGAGAACCAUUAAUUAUUGUGUCUCUCCUAUUAAAAGGGGCUAGUGCUUCAGACUUAACAUUUGAUGGGCGAAGUGCUCUUAGCAUCUGUCGAAGAUUGACUAGCAUAAAAAAUUAUAAUGCUGAAACAGAGCAGGGUCAGGUAACAAAUAAAGACCGACUAUGCAUUGAUAUUUUAGAGAGAGAAAUGCCGAGAAACCCCAUCACUUCCCAAGAUGCUGCAGAUGAUACUUUUGAUUUGAAUCUCUAGCCUGUUUGCUAAAGAUGACGUAUGUCUAUCUUUGUUAGCAAAGUGUACUACUACUCGGGUUGUAAACCAAGCUGUUCUAUUUGAUUUGUUUAUAAGACCAAGUUAUGUUGUUUGA
This is a messenger RNA of Hevea brasiliensis (rubber tree), 2149 nucleotides long. RefSeq names its product BTB/POZ domain and ankyrin repeat-containing protein NPR1-like. The record is from RefSeq and is a predicted model, not a curated record. Gene Ontology annotation, biological process: regulation of jasmonic acid mediated signaling pathway; defense response to bacterium; regulation of salicylic acid mediated signaling pathway. The transcript has 2 exons. Gene Ontology annotation, cellular component: nucleus. NCBI's taxonomy places the organism in Eukaryota, Viridiplantae, Streptophyta, Magnoliopsida, Malpighiales, Euphorbiaceae. Gene Ontology annotation, molecular function: protein binding. The coding region runs from base 628 to 2034 and encodes 468 amino acids.